AUACUUCAGGUGAAUCAUAGUAUACUAUGUCCAUUGAAAUAUAUUACGGUGCUGAAGUAUAUUAUAGUUUGUCCCAAGUAGGCUAGAAAGUCAGAGACAUUCCGACCAGCGGACCCUAGUUCUAGGUUCAAAUGACUCUAAUACCACACAUUUGUGACACCUUUCUUUUUUUAAAUGCAUUAUGGUGAUAUUCUUUAUAUGUCAGUCCAGUCACAUCUAUUAGACUUUUUUGUUACAUCUUUUUUGUUGUGUUUGCUCCCCAAAGUUUCCUUUGCUGUCUAUUAUCAUAACUAAUCAUAAAAACCCUGGGAACAGAAUAAAUGGUAACACUAAGUUGUUUCAUGGAUUUGGAAAAGAAUGUACUUUUGCCGAUCAGGAAAUCCCGGUGGAAAAUCCUGUUGACGAACCAACCAGCUCAUUUGUGCAAAGAAUUAGGACACAAACAAAACAUAUUUUUAAUAUUCGCCUAAGUGUGGUUGGUAAGGAAAUUUAGGAAAAACGCGUAUUUCGGAUCGCUCCCAUUAACAUAGAUUAGAAAAAGGUACUUGCAGUGCUCGAAUCUGGACACCUAACAUAAUGAGAGCAUAUCAUGUGAAACAUGUGAAAAAAUUAAUACUUGGAAAAUAUUUGCAGCAUUCAGUAAAUAGUUUUUGACUGAGUCAUUUUCUAGUAUUUUUAAUACAAGUCAAACAAAGGCCUUACUAGGAGGGAAAAUGGUGUCAUGCGACCAUUUGCAUGUCAUAACUAUUUUAACACUCUUCACAUGUGGAAACAGCGUUUACACAAUUCAACUAGCUCGAAGUUGAAAUAUUUACGUGUAAUGGUGAAGGGUCUCUUUAAGAGACAAGAGAGGAGUUGAACGUCCUCCACCAUACCUUAGUUUAAAGGGACGAUUGUGGAAGUCCCAUGAAAUGCCACAUAGUGAUGGUGUCACUUUAAAAAACACCCAGCCCCGUCUGUGAACGGUUGGCGCUAGGAAGGGCAUCCAGCUGUAAAACAAUGCCAAAGCUCUUUAUUGAUGGCCAAAAGAACAGUUGAUCAGACAAACUGCGUAAACGGGACUGGAACUCUAAUGAGUGAAGGUUUGCGCACGAUAGAGCGGAUGUCAGGUGUGAGCAUCGUUAGACCGUUACCCAGCUAUUACAUCACAAGGUAGAUAACACUAGGUUGAGGAUGGAUAGUGUAAAAUGUUGGUACUCUGAGAGGUAAAGCAGGUGAAGUAGUUGAAAUGUUAGAACGUAGAUCUGUUGAUAUGUGUUGUGUUCAGAAAGUCAGGUGGAGAGGAGCUUCAGUGAGAUUUGUGGAAGGUAGGAGGGCAAGGUAUAAGCUUUUUUGGAUUGGUAUAAGUGAUGGAUAUGGAGGAGUUGGCAUAUUCGUUGCAGAGAAGUGGGUAGAAACAGUAAUAGAUGUUAUGUGUGUUAAUAGUUGUAUUAUAGUGAUAAGUUUUUGAUAGGUAAUAGGAUUGUCACUUUUCUGUCAGUUUAUGCUUCACAGUGUGGACUCAGUGAGGAAGAUAAAGAUACGUUUUAUGAUGAGUUAAUAGCAGUCACAUCAAAGUUUGGAGACACUAAACUUGUCAUGAGUUUGGAAUGGCAACGGCAUGGUGGUUUGCAACACAUCAUUCAGUAAAAGACAGAGUAGGCUGAUAACAUAUGAGUCAGGUGCCUGUAAGACACAGAUAGAUUACUUCCUGGUUAGAAAAUCAGACAAGAAAGUGAUGAAGGAUGUGAAAGUUAUAUCGGGGGAAGAGCGUAUUUCCCAGCAUAGGUUGCUGGUUUGUGAUAUUAUCUUGAAGAGUGUUAAAGAAGCCAAGGGAAAGUACAGGCCCUGUCGUAAAGUCCGGAGGCUGAAGGAAGAUAUUGUAGCAAGACAAUUUAGUGCAAAACUUCAGCAGUUAGCCCGCAAUGGUCAGUGUGAUAGUGACAAUGUUGAAAGUACUUGGACUACUUUGAAGAAUUGUCUUCUAGAAGCUUCUGUUGAUACCUGUGGGUGGAUGAAAGGACCAGCUAGACAUAGACAGACCUGGUGGUGGAAUAAUGAGGUUGACCAGUGUAUCGUACAGCAGUGUAUAAGGCAAAAUCAGAAGCAGAGAGAAACAGGUUUGCAGAUGUGUUACAAAGGGAAGACCAGCUAGUCCUUUGUUGUUUGUUCUAGUCUUAGAAGCGCUGGUGAUGGAGUUCAGAACAGGGUGUCCAUGGAAGUUAUUGUUUACAGAUGAUUUGGUUCUCAUAGUAGAGUCGAUGGAAGAAUUAGUUGAAAAGUUUGAGAAGUGGAAGAAAGGACUAAAAGAGAAAGGGCUAAGGGUGAACACAGCAAAGUCUAAGGUCAUGAUUAGUAGCAUUGCAUCCAAGUGUGACCUUGUAGUUGGAAGUGGCCUUGUGGUGUUUGCAGGAAAGGGGUUGGUAGAAGCUCAAUUUUUUGUCAGACUUGCAAGCAUUGGGUACAUAAGAAGUGCAGUAGUAUUGGUGGAAGGUUAAAAGCUGACAUUCAGUUUGUAUGCAAGUGUUGCAAAGGUGAGAUUAUAGAGAAUGAAGUAUUUCCAGCUUUAAUGAUGUACAACAGUGGCUCGUUAGACAUAGUUGAGAACUUCUGUUACUUAGGUGAUAUGUUGGGCCGUGAAGGGGGUGAUGGAAGAAGUGUUACUUGCAGGAUAGGUUCUGCUUGGAAGAA
Molecule: messenger RNA, 2670 nt
Organism: Hydractinia symbiolongicarpus
Lineage: Eukaryota; Metazoa; Cnidaria; Hydrozoa; Anthoathecata; Hydractiniidae
Exons: 2
Coding region: 1601-2134 (177 amino acids)
Source: RefSeq, a predicted model, not a curated record